GAACCGCUGUCUUACUUAUCAUGAUGAUUCAUUCAAUCCAAGGACUGCUCCUUUUGAAAGAGCUCUUAGUUUGAAGGUUUUCAGUAGUAGUAACUGUGGAUCAUAACUUCCAUAGGUAUGUUUUUUGAGCAACUAAGUCACUUGGUUUUGGUGAUGAGUGACUUGAAGUCAGAUAAAAAGGGCUGCAAUAAUGUAAGAAUCUUCUUAUGCAGACAUGGAUGUAUAUUGCCAUACCAGUUUUUUUAUAUGCUGGAGAGAGGAUAAUUCGAGCUAUAAGAUCUGAAUUUUCUGGCGUGGAAAUUUUGAAGGCAACCCUAUAUCCAGGAAAAGUGUUGUCCCUCAAACUGAGAAAACCAGAAGGUUUUAGUCACAAGAGUGGCAUGAAAAUUUUCAUCCAGUGCCCUCAAACAUCACCUUUUGAAUGGCACCCAUUUUUCACUAACUUGCGGACCAGAAGAUGAUCAAUUAAGUGUGCAUAUUAGAACUCUUGGAGACUGGAGCUAUCAGCUAUA
Durio zibethinus is the source of this 512-nucleotide messenger RNA. The record is from RefSeq and is a predicted model, not a curated record. Lineage: Eukaryota; Viridiplantae; Streptophyta; Magnoliopsida; Malvales; Malvaceae.